CGGACGUUGUAAAUGGCAACCGAGCAUUUCACCAUGUUCAAUUCACUUACACGACAAUAGUCUUGUGGUAGGUAGACUUGCUACACAACAUCCAUCUAUACCUAACAACCUACAUGCCUAUUCAACAAGAUUUCCUCAGGUAAAGAACCCGAAAGUAUCUUCCUCGUACUCAUCAGGUCUGUCCAUGCCUGUGACUGAGUAAACCCAAUCAAACGCGAUACAGGUCCAUCCCGUCCCAUCCCAUGCCUCCCCGUCCCUCGUCCCAGACCAUCCCCGUCACCCCCAUUUUCUCUCAUUCCUACCUACUUAGGUACGUACGUGUAUUCCCCCCGUUCCACGCUUCCGACGAGUACAUUACCUGCUUGAGUAUCCGUAGUACCUUAGGUAUAUGUAUCCCGUGCGUCCUAUACCAUACCUCCCUACCUCAGUUACCUAACUCUGCUCCUCUUGUACACGUAUGGGCGCAUCCGUCUCCCUUCCCUUUCCCCCAAUCCCAAUCUCAAUCCUCACACCCCCCCCCGGUCCCAUUUUCCAUUCCUUGGUCGCCAUCUCUACCAUUCCAACCGCUGCCGUUACUGCUCCUGCUACUGCUGCGGGCAACCCUUCCAUUUCAUCUUCCACACCCAGUCUGCCUCGACCGGCUUCUCCUCCCUCACAUCACUCAUCCCGCCCUGCAUUCGAUAUUCCCUCAACUCCAGAGAGCUUCGUCUCGCCUUCCGUCUAUACUUCCAACUACUCCAACUUUGAUUCCGGCUUCGACCUCGGCCUCGACCUCGGCUUCGAUUUGCUCCCAUCAACAAAACUUCUCACCACCCGCUGCGUUCCCGCCAUCAUAUUCUACUGCGGAUAUCCGGGGUAGUAUUUUCCCGACCAAUACGGAUAAAUACCAUACCUUUCCUCGAGUCCCCCCCGCUUGGCAGGCCUGUCACUUUUAUAGUCUGCCUGCUUGCAAACAUACAGUAAGUACUUGGUGUCUUGGGUCAUCCAUUGCUCCAAGUGGUCUGAAUCACCUCUCCUCGCAACCUCUCGACCGAGCCUUCCCUCGAGCACGCGAUCGCACACAAGCGAGUCCGCCGACGAACUCGCGACAUCGCCUGUCACCCCAAACGCCAGUCAGCACUCUCUUUGCUUGAACUCAAAGAUACUCUCGCCACCCCACCCUUGUUAUCAUCAUUGCGGGGCCCUCUUCUUCACCCCCUGCUGGCGGUAAAGCCGCAGCCG
Colletotrichum navitas is the source of this 1221-nucleotide messenger RNA. RefSeq lists its product as uncharacterized. NCBI's taxonomy places the organism in Eukaryota, Fungi, Ascomycota, Sordariomycetes, Glomerellales, Glomerellaceae. The coding region runs from base 243 to 1133 and encodes 296 amino acids. The transcript has a single exon. The record is from RefSeq and is a predicted model, not a curated record.